AUGCCUCACAUGCUGUCCCGAUCUGGCGGAAUCCAGCUAACUGAGUCGCGACAGGCUUUCGAAAACACCUCUACCAAUGUUGCCGCUGCUCAGAUGCGCAAUGCCCUCACCAACCUCGCUGAAACCGUCGAGGACCCUAACGACAAGAAGCUGUUUGAGACUGAAAUGGACAACUUCUUUGCUCUUUUCCGCCGCUACUUGAACGACAAGGCCAAGGGUAAUGCCGUUGACUGGGAUCGCAUUGCCCCCCCGGCCCAGGGCCAGGUCGUUGACUACGAGGAUCUCGCAAACUCAGAGUCUGUCAAUUUCCUUAACAAGCUCGCUGUCUUGAAACUCAAUGGUGGCUUGGGUACCUCUAUGGGCUGUGUCGGCCCCAAGUCCGUCAUUGAGGUCCGUGACGGCAUGUCCUUCCUCGACCUUUCCGUGCGCCAGAUCGAGUUCUUGAACCGUACCUACGGUGUCAACGUUCCCUUCAUCCUCAUGAACUCGUUCAACACCAACGACGAUACUGCCGCCAUCAUCAAGAAGUACGAGGGUCACAAUGUCGAUAUCCUCACCUUUAACCAGUCUCGAUACCCCCGAAUCUACAAGGACUCGCUAUUGCCAGUCCCCAAGGACUUCAACUCUCCCAUCUCCGAGUGGUACCCUCCCGGCCACGGUGACGUCUUCGAGUCUUUGUACAACUCUGGCAUUCUCGAGAAGUUGCUCGAGCGUGGCAUCGAGAUUGUUUUCCUGUCCAACGUUGACAACCUGGGUGCCGUCGUUGACCUGCGCAUUCUCCAGCACAUGGUUGAGACCAAGGCCGAGUACAUUAUGGAGCUGACCAACAAGACCAAGGCUGACGUCAAGGGUGGUACCAUUAUUGACUACGAGGGGUCCGUCCGCCUGCUUGAAAUUGCUCAGGUCCCCAAGGAGCACGUCAACGAGUUCAAGUCCAUCAAAAAGUUCAAGUACUUCAACACCAACAACAUCUGGCUCAAUCUCAAGGCUAUCAAACGUGUAGUUGAGAACGAUGAGUUGGAGAUGGAGAUUAUCCCCAACGGCAAGACUAUCCCAGGAGACAAGAAGGGAGAGUCCGACAUUUCUAUUCUGCAGCUCGAGACGGCUGUUGGUGCUGCCAUUCGACACUUCAACAACGCCCACGGCGUGAAUGUUCCCCGCAGGCGCUUCUUGCCAGUCAAGACUUGCUCCGACCUGAUGCUCGUCAAGUCGGAUCUAUAUACCCUCAAGCACGGCCAGCUACAGAUGAGCGCCGCUCGAUUCGGUGACGCUCCCCUCAUCAAGCUCGGUGGCGACUUCAAGAAGGUUUCUGAUUUCCAGAAGCGUAUUCCCUCCAUCCCCAAGGUCCUCGAGCUUGACCACCUCACCAUUACUGGCGCUGUCAACCUGGGCCGUGGUGUUACCUUGAAGGGAACUGUCAUUAUUGUUGCUACCGAAGGUAGCACCAUCGACAUCCCCCCUGGUUCCAUCCUCGAGAAUGUUGUUGUUCAGGGUAGCUUGCGCUUGCUUGAGCACUAA
Molecule: messenger RNA, 1518 nt
Organism: Metarhizium acridum CQMa 102
Lineage: Eukaryota; Fungi; Ascomycota; Sordariomycetes; Hypocreales; Clavicipitaceae
Product: UTP-glucose-1-phosphate uridylyltransferase
Biological process (GO): glycogen metabolic process; UDP-alpha-D-glucose metabolic process
Cellular component (GO): cytoplasm
Molecular function (GO): UTP:glucose-1-phosphate uridylyltransferase activity
Source: RefSeq, a predicted model, not a curated record